AUGGCCAGGGAAACAUCCUGUGGGUACGUCCGAUGUGGUAUACCCGACCAAUAUCGCUGUGGGCUGAUCUACUCCCCCGGAUACCCACACGCCUUCCCUUCUUCAGCCAUCUGUCUGUGGACCAUCGAAGGUCCUCCUGGAAGCUACGUCACGCUUGUGCUGCUGGACGUAGAUUUGCCCUGCGCCAGCCGCGUGCUGCAGGUCAGGGACAGGUUCCUGACGGUAGGGUGGAACACGAUCCACGGGCUGUGUCGCGGCGAGGCGGAACAGAAGCGUUAUGUGUCGAGCUCCGAUGAGAUGCGAUUGGUCAUGCUGGCGACGAGUCACAUUGCUGAUUUUGGCGCCAGUCGCGGGUUUAUGGCGACGUUCAACGUCAGUACGUUCAGCGCUAGCCGGCAGGUGAAACACCUACCCGAGGAUGCAGGUUUCAUUUGCCCAUGUGGUUGGCGCUUGUUCCGCCGACACUGCUACCUGACAUUCCGCCAUCACGUACGGGUGAACUGGGAGGAGGCAGCCGUCAAGUGCCGAGAGUUUGGCUCCAACUUAACCAGCGUGGCUGACCGGGCGGAGAUGGAGUUUCUCCACCUACUGUUGGUCACCAACGUUGUCGUCAAACGCAUCGUUGAUCCAACGCUUUACAUUGGUCUAAACGACCACACCCACCUGAAUCGAACCUUUGUCUGGAACGAUGGCACUCCGGUUACUUACAUGGACUGGUCACCCAUGGAUGUAAGAACCUGGUUCCCUCAGCCGGACGGCGCCAAGAUGAACUACUGCGUUGCCAUAGUGAUGAAGAACGUCUGGGGAACGGACCAAUGGUACGACGUGUCCUGCAAUGAACGAGCCACACGGUCCUUCAUCUGCAAACGGGCGGCCGAAAGAGUGACCCGUCCGGGAGACAGUGGCUAA
Messenger RNA from Branchiostoma floridae (Florida lancelet), 909 nucleotides. RefSeq names its product C-type mannose receptor 2-like. The record is from RefSeq and is a predicted model, not a curated record. Bases 1 to 909 code for a protein of 302 amino acids. Lineage: Eukaryota; Metazoa; Chordata; Leptocardii; Amphioxiformes; Branchiostomatidae. The transcript is spliced from 4 exons.